Dendronephthya gigantea is the source of this 621-nucleotide messenger RNA. RefSeq names its product Golgi-associated plant pathogenesis-related protein 1-like. NCBI's taxonomy places the organism in Eukaryota, Metazoa, Cnidaria, Anthozoa, Malacalcyonacea, Nephtheidae. Gene Ontology annotation, cellular component: extracellular region. Bases 1 to 621 code for a protein of 206 amino acids. The transcript has 3 exons. The record is from RefSeq and is a predicted model, not a curated record.
AUGCAAGAAAUAACAAGGUUGAAGACGCUGGGGAUUCAAAAAUUAAUUCUUUUCCUAUGUCUUCUUGCAGGGAUGGUUUGUGUGACAUUCGCUAUGAGUCCUUUGAACAAGACUGAAUGUUUGGAAUGGCAUAAUAUAUACCGAGCUAUUCACCAGACACCGAGUUUAAACUGGUCUGACACGCUUGCUGCUCGAGCUCAGCUGUGGGCUGAUGACUUAGCAAACCGAGAUGCCUUUGAACACGACAGCAGCAGAGGAAUGGAAGGAGAGAAUCUUUACAAGAGCAGCAUCGACAGUCCCACAGCAUGUAAAAGUGGAACCUAUGCAUUCUACAAAGAGGAGCAGUACUACGAUUAUGAUAAUCCUGGAUUUUCAGUAGCCGUUGGACACUUUACGCAGGUCGUGUGGGUGGACUCAAGGGAACUUGGUGUAGCCAAAGCUAACACAUCUAGCGGAGCAAUUAUUCUGGUCUAUCGUUAUUCACCGACUGGAAACAUCGUCGGAGAAUUUGCCGACAAUGUCCGACCACCUCUCGGAGACGCUUCAACGUACACAAGAUCCCUAUUCAUCAAUGCCUUUACAUUUUGCAGUGUAAUUGCAAUAAACUUGCAUAUGUUUUAG